Messenger RNA from Sphaeroforma arctica JP610, 164 nucleotides. RefSeq lists its product as hypothetical. The record is from RefSeq and is a predicted model, not a curated record. The annotation marks the transcript as partial. The transcript has a single exon. NCBI's taxonomy places the organism in Eukaryota, Ichthyosporea, Ichthyophonida.
AUCCCGAAUUGAGAGAGGGGCUUUAUAAAGAGCUCAAAAGUCUGUCUGAGCACCCACUCGCCGACCUAAGUGCAAUGGCAGCGCAAACAAUCAAUGUGUAUCUCAGAGAGUUAGCUGAAGAAUUGAGUGUCACAGAUAUGGGUAUGUCUAUUUGUAGUAAGUAA